This is a messenger RNA of Lindgomyces ingoldianus, 165 nucleotides long. RefSeq names its product transposable element Tcb2 transposase. Gene Ontology annotation, molecular function: nucleic acid binding. The transcript has a single exon. The annotation marks the transcript as partial. Lineage: Eukaryota; Fungi; Ascomycota; Dothideomycetes; Pleosporales; Lindgomycetaceae. The record is from RefSeq and is a predicted model, not a curated record.
AAGGAGCUGACCUUGAUAGAGGAUAACGCAUCUAUCCAUACAUUAAAGGCCACAAUAGCUGCUAAGCAGGCCCUAGGUAUCCUAAAGAUCUCAUGGCCAGCAAACUUACCUAACCUUAACCCUAUUAAGAACGUCUGGCAGAUCUUAAAAUACCGCCUAGAGAAG